This is a messenger RNA of Chanos chanos (milkfish), 1161 nucleotides long. It is a transcript of the gene anp32e, whose product is annotated as acidic (leucine-rich) nuclear phosphoprotein 32 family, member E. Gene Ontology annotation, molecular function: histone binding; phosphatase inhibitor activity. Gene Ontology annotation, cellular component: nucleus. Gene Ontology annotation, biological process: regulation of apoptotic process. The transcript has 7 exons. The coding region runs from base 91 to 855 and encodes 254 amino acids. The record is from RefSeq and is a predicted model, not a curated record. Lineage: Eukaryota; Metazoa; Chordata; Actinopteri; Gonorynchiformes; Chanidae.
GCUGAGCUGUCGGUCUGCGCUGUGGAGUUUCAGUUAUUUUGUAAUUUCAGUAAACAGGUCUUUAUCCUGUCUGUUUGAUAUUCUGCUAAAAUGGAAAUGAAGAAGAGGAUCAGUUUAGAGCUGAGGAACAGAAGUCCAGAAGAGGUAGCGGAGCUGGUAGUUGAUAAUUGUCGUUCCAGUGAUGGUGAGGUGGAAGGCCUGACAGAUGACUUUAAGGAGCUGGAGUUUCUUAGCAUGGUCAACGUGGGUCUCACCUCCCUAGCUAAACUGCCUUCGCUGCCCAAACUGCGAAAGCUGGAGCUGAGCGACAACAACAUCUCAGGCGGUUUGGAGACACUCGCGGAGAAAUGUCCCAACUUAACGUACCUGAACCUGAGUGGCAACAAGAUCAAAGAGCUGAGCACGGUGGAGGCUCUUCAAAAUCUGAAGAACCUGAAGAGCUUGGACCUCUUUAACUGUGAGAUCACCACGUUGGAGGAGUACCGCGAGAGCAUCUUCGAGCUGUUACCACAGGUCACCUACCUGGAUGGGUUCGAUGCGGAGGACAACGAGGCGCCUGACUCUGAGGCGGACGACGAUGAUGAUGAUGAAGAUGGUGAAGAGGGAGCUGGACCUCAGGGUGACUAUGAUGAGGAGGACGAGGAUGAGGAAGGCUCAGAAGGUGGCGAGGAGGUUGGGCUGUCUUACCUCAUGAAAGAGGGAAUACAGGAUGAAGAGGAUGAUGAUGAUUAUGUAGAAGAGGAAGAAGAGGAAGAAGGAGAGGAAGAGGCGGAGGAAGACGGCGGAGAACGAGGGGAGAAACGAAAGCGAGCCGCCGAGGACGAGGGAGAGGACGAUGAUGAAGACGAUGACUAGGCCCUGCACGCGAGGUGCCAUGGAAACCAGAUCCAAGCUCUGUAGAGCAACCAUGGAAACGAGCGUGAUCUUUCAGAUUGUUUUUGGGUUUUUUUGUUUGUUUGUUUGUUUUUUUGUUUCGUUUUUUUUUUUUUCUUUUUGUAUACCAUAGAUAUAUCACUGUAGAAGCUAAAUGUUUUCUUUUUGAUAAAUACAUAUGAUAUACUAUAUAAAAGGGGGUUUUAUUGAUAAUUCACUGAUAACCAUUCCAAGUUUUAUUUCUCAACCCCUAAAUAAUCUUGCCAGUGGUAGAACGGAGGGGUUGGG